AGGAAAGACAGAAACAGAGAAAGUGACUCCCGGAAAAGUGUGGAAACAUAGAAAAAAAAAAAAAAAAACUGGAUGCAAAAACAGCUAGAAAAUCAUAUCAAAAAGAUAAGGAAAAGAUAAAAAAUGACAUUUUGGAUUGCAUUGUUGCUCCCCAUUUUCAACCCAAACUCGCAUAUUGGAACUUGAAGUUUUGUAAACCCAUAUGCUUCCAGAGUUUUAAGCGCAACAAGGGGCUAUAUCUGUUACUGUUAGUCAAAGUUUUGGGAGGUAUAUCGGAAAGGAAACACUAGUUGACAAUUAUUAUGUGAUUGUGGAAGGAGAAUGAUCAUCCAUGCUGGAGAUAAUGGAGGUGAAUACUAGAAAUUCCCAUUCCAAGGAAAAGCGACCUUUGGAUCAAUCUAAAUCAAACAAUCAAGGAAAAAAGACUGCAGGAAAAGAAGUAAAUACUUCUGUAUUUGUCAAUUAUGCUGCUAUUGAUUGGCAUGAGCGUAGAAGGAAGUGGGUUGGCGAUCAAUCUCAACGAGGUCAAAGAAUGGCAAAGGAUCCAAUCAUAAGCUGGACAACUGCAUACGAAGAUUUGCUCUCGACUAAUGAGCCUUUUUCCGAGCCAAUCCCUUUACCUGAAAUGGUGGAUUUUUUAGUUGAUAUUUGGCACGAUGAGGGACUUUUUGAUUAGAUAGCUGGUCUUAGUGGUCAAUUGGUAGAGAGAUGACUAAUCAAAGGUGGAGAAUUCUUAAAAACCUUUUAGGAUCCAUAAUCAUUGGCUGAUUCUUCAAUUAACUUAUCACAUGAGAUAGAAAAAUUCAGCACUCGAAAAUUUACUACAAAAAAACCAACCUUUAUCAUUGUUAUUAUUAUUACUAUUUCUAUUACUAUUAUUAUUAUUAAAGAAUUCCUUGGAUCUUUUUCAGUUGUAGAAACUUUCAUGUCAAAACAACAAAACUUUAAUUUGUAGAAUAUAUUUAUAUAUUAUAUUUAUAUUAAUGCA
Molecule: messenger RNA, 988 nt
Organism: Ziziphus jujuba (common jujube)
Lineage: Eukaryota; Viridiplantae; Streptophyta; Magnoliopsida; Rosales; Rhamnaceae
Exons: 5
Coding region: 332-676 (114 amino acids)
Source: RefSeq, a predicted model, not a curated record